This is a messenger RNA of Osmia lignaria (orchard mason bee), 2716 nucleotides long. Its product is annotated as nuclear pore complex protein Nup93. Gene Ontology annotation, molecular function: structural constituent of nuclear pore. NCBI's taxonomy places the organism in Eukaryota, Metazoa, Arthropoda, Insecta, Hymenoptera, Megachilidae. The record is from RefSeq and is a predicted model, not a curated record. Gene Ontology annotation, cellular component: nuclear pore. Gene Ontology annotation, biological process: protein import into nucleus; poly(A)+ mRNA export from nucleus.
CUUUUUGAAUCUGUAGUCGUUGCUCACAAUUUACAAGGUCCGUGAACACGUUUUGUUUUAAAUAUGAACGAUCUUGGUUCCAUCGAUAUGUCGAAUACAGAUCAUUCACGAGUGACAGGAGAUUCGGGCUUCAGCGAAUUAUUGCGGUCAGCAGAACAAUUGUCUGCUGCUGUAGAGGGUAGUGAAGAACUUCCUCAAGUUGAAAGAAACCUUCGUCAGAUAUUAGACGCUUCUAAUGAACUCUGGUCUCGUGUCACCCAGACCGGUACUCAGGAUAGUCAAGUUCAAGCGCAUCUGUUGCUUGGUUCCCGUGGUGUUGAUUUACCCCAGAUAUCACAAAAAUUAAGUUCACUUAGUGCAAGACGCACAUUUGAACCUUUAGAUCCUAUUGCAGAUACAGAUAUAGUUAGCUAUCUGAGAAAUGAAAAAGAAAAUGCUAUUUUGUCUAUUAUUGAACAAGUUCACAAGGAUACUUUUGAACUCACUAGGGUUCAACAAAUGGAACAUAUGUUGGGUGAAUGGAAGCAAAUGCGUUUUGAGAUAAUAAAUGCUAUGACUGCUCCAUCUGGAGAGCUAGUAGAUUUACGUGGUAUCCCACAACGUACUAAAUUAGCUGGAUCCAUGAUUAGUGGUUUAUCCAGUGUAGAAGUAGCUUAUGUUAAAGAAUUACAAAACUAUAAUGAUCAUGUGCUCAGAGGAAUAACUAGACCAAAUUUGUUUGAUGCAUUUUGUAAGGCUGCAGAGUCAUUUGAAGACAAAAAGGUUCUUGACAUGUGGCAUAUGGUUAAAUACAUGGUGGAUAUUCCACCAAUUCCUAGAGAGGAUCAAAUCAAAUCCAGAAGUACUCCUAUUGUUGAGAAAAAGAUCGUUUUACAAGCCAGAAAAUAUUUGGAAAAUAGAUAUAGAGAAUUUAUGACAUCUGUUAUUAGUGAAAAUUUAGCACAAGCCAAGAGGGGUGGUAUUCCAGGCACUGUACCAUUAGUUAAAAGCUUUGUAAGCGUUAAAGUACAAAAUCUGAGAGAUCUAGAAGAUGUUAUGGUCGAGGGUAAACCAUUAUGGCCUUUAGUCUAUUAUUGUAUGAGAGUUGGAGACUAUAAAGCAGCCCUUCAAUGCCUUAAUCAGUGCAACACAGAAUUUUCAGAGUUUAAAAUUGCUUUAGAAGAAGCAUGCAAUGAUCCCCAAAGGCACCCUAGCAGUUAUGCAGAAUCAAAUUUGAAACUUCAUUAUAGAAAGCAUGUUAGAUCAGUUACUGAUCCAUAUAAGAGAGUAGCCUAUUGUGCACUGGUUCCUUGUGAACCUGAUGACUUGCAUUCUGAUGUAAUUUGCACAGCUGAUGAUUAUUUGUGGUUAAAAUUGUGUCAAGUUAGAGAUCAACCAGAUGCAGAGAACAAGUUGACUUUGGAUUAUCUGCAAACUACAAUUUCGGAAAUAUACGGAGAAUCGUAUUACCAUGCUCAUGAACAACCAUUUGUAUACUUCUCCAUGUUAUUUUUAACCGGUCAGUUUGAAGCUGCAAUUGAAUUUUUGGCCAGAGGUGCAGGUGCAAGGCAUCUGCCACAUGCAGUGCAUCUAGCAGCUGCUAUGCAUGAACACAACUUAUUAGGAGUCAGUCAGAGUGCGUUAGCACCUUUAAUAAGUGUAGAUCCUGCUGACAAACCACCUGCAAAAAGAUUGAAUUUUGCUAGGUUGAUAUUGUUGUAUGUGAAGAGAUUCGAUUCUACAGAUCCAAAAGAAUGCUUACAUUAUCUAUUCUUACUGAGAUGCAUGAAGGAUCCGUAUGAUCGUAACAUGUUUGCUGCAUCAGCCGCAGAAAUGGUUGUUGAUACUUCGCCAGCAAAUAGAAUUCAAUUAGUGAAUUCUAGAAUACUACAUCAAUUCCAAAUUGAUACACAGGAUGUUCUUAAUAUAAGUGCUGAUACAUUAUAUAGGAAAGGCUUAUUAGAAGACGCGGUAACAAUGUAUGAUCUUGCUGGCAAUCACGAGAAAGUUCUUAGUUUAAUGUGCACACUUUUGGCCCAAGUUGUUAGUCAAAAAGCUUCACCAGGGACUUUAAGAGAUCGUUUACAAGUAACUGCUACCGACAUAAGUAACAGGUAUAAAAAUAUCGAGAUACAAGCAUCAGCUGAAUUAGUAUCCGCCUUCUAUACUUUGAGGCAUCUAAUGGUAUUCUUCGACCAGUUUCAUAAUGAGCAAUAUCAGAGUGCUCUUAGGACUAUCGCGGAAUUAAAAUUGUUACCGUUACACGUGAAAGAAGUUGAUGAACGUGUAAAUGCUUUAAGACGUGUAUCGCCUGAAGUGGCUGGCACGUUAGCGGAUGUUCUUUUAGCAACAAUGACGAUACUUUAUCGUCAGUACCAAAAGUUACGAUCAGUGGAACCAGGUGACGAAGAAGCGAGAAGGCAACAGCUUCUUGAUCUUAGGGAACAAGCGAGAGCAUUAACUAGUUUCGCAGGCACGCUUCCAUAUCGCAUGCCGAAUGAAACAAACAGUAAACUUGUACAGAUGGAGAUCCUAAUGUGCUGAACAGCAGAUACGUAGUAUUCCUCAUUUUAUUCUGAUUACAUUCGUAUUGAAUUCCGUGAAGCAGAAAAAACAAAAUCAGUGCUAUAGUUUCCCAAUUCUUAAAGCAUUAGCAAUGGCGUGUAUAUAUUUUUUAUACUACUGUAAGUUAAGCAAUGAAAAGGAUUGUAAGCAGAAUAAAUGUACUUUGUUUUAG